Dendrobium catenatum is the source of this 9672-nucleotide messenger RNA. RefSeq lists its product as uncharacterized. NCBI's taxonomy places the organism in Eukaryota, Viridiplantae, Streptophyta, Magnoliopsida, Asparagales, Orchidaceae. The coding region runs from base 251 to 9232 and encodes 2993 amino acids. The record is from RefSeq and is a predicted model, not a curated record. The transcript is spliced from 5 exons.
UGUUAAUAAACAAACAAAACAGCGAGACUAAAGAAGCAGAAGAAGCGGGUCUCUGACCCUCCAAGGACUUUCCCUCGCUCUUCCUUCCGAAUCUUCAUGUCGUGAAACCCUAAACCCUCUCUUCCUCGUCUCGAUCUCAUUCAAUUCUAGCUCGGUGUGUUCACCACGCUUCGAAACCCUAAUCCAGGUUUUAGAUUCUGAGGCUUGCCUGGGAGGAGACGGGGGUUGGAUCACGCUAGGGUUUCUCCGCAUGUCGUCCGGCGCCGGCGAAGCCAGUGGAGCCGGCGGUCUCGAUCUCAACUGCGAUACUGUGGCCAUUCUUGAUAACCAUGAAGCUGGUGUGGAGGGUGGAUUGGAGGAUGGAGUGGUCGGUACUGGAGGUGAAUUGCCUGCUAAGGAAAGUGGGGAGACUACGGAUAGGGGAGGGGAGGAGGAGAAAGAAUGUAAGAGAGGGAUAGCUGAUUGGGAAGAUGGGAUGAUGGGUAGCGGAGAUGGGAGUGCUGGCUCUGAGCUUGGGGGAUGGAGCGAUGCUGGUGUAGUGGAGACUGUCAUAAGAGAAUCUGGAGCAGAGUCUCGCGGUGGGAAGCUUUUGGAAACGGAAUUUGGGGAGAAAGGAAGUGCAGGGCUGGUUUCUGUUUUAACAGUGGGUUUUGAGGAUGUUGAGGCUUGCAGUCAAACUAUGAACUUGGGAGAUGGAACUGGUGGUGAUCAGAAGAGAGGCUCUGACGUGAUGGGAACUGAUGAAGUUUCUCUUACUGUUUUAGUUGGUGGUGGAGGGAUUGAGGAUGAAAGGUUGGAAGGAUCAUCAAUUUUGAGAAGGGAACCGGCUGAGUUUCAGGUGGAUUUGGUGGAUGGAGGUGGUGAGCUUGUAGAUGGCCAAUUAGACCUUGAAGAGACGGAACCUGAAGGUGAGUCUCUUACCAUGAAACUUUCAGAAGUGGACAAAAGGGAGAAGGAAAUUACUGAUCUGUUUACUGUUGCAGCUGAAAAGUUUGAAGCUACCGACACUAGUACUCAAGCUCUGAGAUUGGUAAAUGUUUCUGGUGGUGAUAAAAAACAAGGAAUUGAUUUAUAUGUGGAUGGCAUGGUUAUUGAUCGUCAAUCAGGCACUGGGGAAAGGAAGGCUGAAGUUUUUUCUCACAGUGGGAAGGUUUUGGAAGUGGAGGUGGGGGAGGAUGGAAGCGCAGAGUUGGUUGUUGUUUCAACUGAAGCAUUUGAACCUGUUGAGGCUAGCAUUCAUACUGUGGACUUGCCUGUUGAAGCUAGCGGUCUAGCUAAGUACUUGGGAGAUGGAUCUGAUGAUGAUCAGAAUCGAGUUGCUGAUGCAAAUAAAGAAGACAUGGUUGGAACUGAUAAAGAUUUGCAUGGAGGGGCUGGGGAUGAAAGGUUGGAAGGGUCAUCAAAUUUGACAGAGGAGGUUGGGGUGGGUUUAGUGGAUGGAGGUGUUCAAGUUUUAGAUUAUCAAUUGGGCCCUGCAGAUAGGGAAGCUAAUGGUGAGUCUCUUGGCGCAAAGCUGCUGGAAAUGGGCACAGUGGGGAGACAAAUUGCUGAUCCGGUUGCUGUUUCAACUGAAGAGUUUGAAUCUGUUGAGGCCAGCAAUCAACCCGUGACGGAAAUGGACAAAGGGGGGAAUGACGGUGCUGAUCUGGUUGCUGUUUCAGCUGAAGAGUUUAAAGUUGUUGUGGCUGGCAAUCAAGCUGUGAAUUUGGGAGAUGGUUCUGGUGGUGAUCAGAAACAAGGGAUUGACUUAGAUGCCGAUGGCAUGGUUAUGGAUGUCCAAGUAGGCCCUGGAGAAAGGAAUGCUGAAGUUAAGUCUCUUAGUGGUAACUUUUUGGAAGUGGACAAGAGGGGUGAAGGAAGUGCAGUGUUGGUUUCUGUUUCAACUGAAGAAUUUCAACCUGUUGAGGCUAGCAGACAUCCAAUGGACUUUCAUGAAGGAUCUGGUGGUGAUAUAAAACGAGAAACUAAUUUAGAUGCAGAAGGCAUUGUUAUAGAUGGUGAAUUGGGCUCUGGAAAAAGGGAAUAUGCAGUUGAGAAUCCCGGAGGGAAGCUUUUGGAAAUAGACAGAGUGGAGAAAGUAAACACAGUUCUGGUUUCUGUUUCAACCGAAAGGUUUGAGCAUGCCAAAAUUUGCAGUCAAACUAUGGAUUUGUGUGAUGGAUCUGGUUUUGAUCAGAGGCUUGGAACUGAUUUAGAUGCACAUGGCAUGGCUGUAAUUAGUGAAGAUUCUGUUGCUGUUUCAGUUGGUAUUGGCGGGAAACUUUUGGAAGUGGAAUGCGAGGAGAAAAGAAGUCCAGAGCUGGUUGCUGUUUCAACUGAAGGGUUUGAACCUGCCAAAGUUAGCUGUCAAGCUAUAAAAUUGGUGCAUAGAUCUGCUGAUGAUCACAGGCUAGUAACUGAUGUUGAUGCAGAAAGCGUGGUCAGCGUUAAUGAAGCUUCUGUUACCAUUCCAGUUGGUAGUGGAAGACCCGAGGAUGAAAGAUCACAGUUAUUGUUAGUUUUGAGGAAAGAGCGGGCUGAGGUUCAGGGUGAUUUAGGUGAUGGAAGAGUUCAGACUGCAGAUGUUGAAGUUGACACUGGGAAAAGACGUGCUGAGUUUAAAUCUUGUAGUGGGAGGUGUGUGGAAGUGGACAUGGAGGAGAAGGGGAGUGCAAAGCUGGUUGGUGCUUCAGCUGAACCAUCUGAAGCUGCUGAGGCAAGCAGUCAAGCCAUGAACUUGGCAGAUGGAUGUGGUGGUGAUCCGAUGCAAGGCGCUGAUGAUGUGGAGGGCUUGAUGCGAACUGAUGAAGUUUCAGUUACUGUUCUAGUUGUUGGUGGAGAGGCUGACAGUGAAAAGAUGGAAGGAUCAUCAAUUUUAAGGGAACAGUUGGAAGUUCAGGUGGAUUUGGUUGAUGGAAGUGAUCAGGCAGGUGGUCAAUUAGGCUGUGGAGAAAGGGAAGAUGAGGUUGAUUCUCAGGAAGGGAUGCCUUUGGAAUUGCAAACAGGGGAGAAAGAAAGUACUGAUCUGGUUGCUUCUUCAGCUGAAGAGUUUGAUGUUAUUGAGGCUAGCAAUCAAGCCAUGAACUCAGUAGAUGGUUCUGGUGGUGACCAAAUUCAAGCAAUUAAUGCAGAAGCAGAAGGCAUGGAUCUAGAUGUUCAUUUAAGUCCUGGAGGACUUGAUGAUGAAGUUAAGUCUCACAGCAGGAAGCAUUUGGAAGUGGACAAGAGGGGGAAAGAAGGUGCAGGGUCGGAUGCUGUUUCAACUGAAAUAUUUGAACCUACUGAGGCUAGCAGUCAAGGUAUGUACUUUGGAGAUGAAUGUGAUGGUGAUCAGAAGCGAGAAAUUGAUGUAAAUGCAGAAGGCAUUGCAAUUGAUACUGAAUUGAGUCCUGGGAAAAGUGUAGCUGAAAUUGAGAUUCAUGGCGAGAAAAUUUUGGAAGUGGGCAAGAAUAAUGAAGGAAGUGUAGAGCUGCCUGCUUUUUCAACUGAAGGGUUUUUACGUUCUAAGGCUAGCAGUGAACCUGUGGAUUUGGUUGAUGGACGUGGUGGUGAUCAGAUGCUAGAAACUGAUGUAGAUGCAGAGGCCAUGGUCAGAGCCGAUGAAGAUGCUGUUGUCAUUUCAAUUUCUAGUGGAGCACCUGAGGAUUCAAGGCUGGAAGGAUCAUUAAUCUUGGGAAAAGAACAUGAAGAGGUUCAGGGCAAUUUGGUGGAGGGAUUCGGUGAGGCUUUAUUAGGUGAACUGGGCACCGCAAUAAGUUUAGCUGAAGUUAAAUCUUAUGGUGAGAAGUGCAUGGCAGUGGACAUAGGGGAGAAAGGGAGCACAAAGCUGAUUGCUGCUUCCACUGAACGGCCUGAAUCUGUUGAUGCUAGCAGUCAAGCUAUGGAUUUGGGAGAUGAUUCAGGCAGUAAUCAGAUACAAGGAACUGAUGCAGAUGGAGAAGGCAUGGUGGGAAUUGAACAUAAAGAUACUGUUUUGGUUGUGGGUGGAGCUCAGGUGAAUGAAACGUUGAAGGGAUCAUUGACUUUGGGAGAAAAGAAAGUUGAGUUUCUGGUGCGUUUGGUGGAAGGAUGUGGUCAGGUUGAAAAUGAACUUGACUCUCAUGGUGGAAGGUUGUGUGAAGUGGAGUUGGGGAAGAAAAGCAAAGAGCUGGUUGCUGUUUCAGCAGAAAGGUUUGAAGCCGUUGAGGUUAGUUGCCAAGCUAUGGAGUUGGUAGACAGAUCCCGCAUUGGGGAUAUCAGAGAUGAUUCUGCUGCUGCUGGUGAUGGAGGUCCUGAUAUUGAAAGGUUAGAAGAAGAAUCAUCUGUUUUGGGGAUUGAGCAUGUUGAGGCUUUGCAAAAGUCCAUGGAUGGUUGUGGUCAGGUUGCAGAUAAUGAAUUGAUCCGUGGAGAAAGGACCCCUUUUCUUGAAUCUCAUGAUGGGAAAUCAUUGAAAAUGGAAGCUGAGGCGAAAGGAGGUGUUGAGCCCUUGGCUUUCUCAGCUGAAGGGUUUGAAGCUGCGGAGGCUUGUAGUCAAACGAUGGACCUGGAGCAUGGAUUUGGUGGUGAUCAGAAGCAAGGAACUUUUUUAGAUGCAGAGUAUGUGGUAGGAACCAAUGGAGAUUCUUUUAAUGUUUCUGGUGCUGGUGGAGGGCCUGAGGAUGAAAGUUUGGAAAGAUCAUUGCUUUUGGGAGAUGAGCACACUGAGGUUCUGCAGGAUUUAGGGGAUGGACAUGAUCAGGUUUUUUAUCAGGUUUUGGAUGGUGAAUUUUACUCUGAAAAAAGGGAAUCUGAGGUCGAACCUCAUAGUGGAAAGUUGUUUGAACUGGACGUUAGGGAGAAAGUAAGUGCAGAGCUAACUUCUGUUGCAGCUGGAGGCUCUUCUGCUUUGGAUACUAGCAGUCAAGAUAUGGACUUGGAAGACAAAUACUCUACUGAACAGAAGCAAGAAACUAAUGUGGAUGCAGAGUGCAUGGUCGGAACUGAUGAAGAUUCUGUUGUUGUUUCAGUUGAUGGUGGAGGGCUUGAAGAUGAAAUGUUGAAAGCGUCAACAAAUUUGGUAAAAGAGAUUGAGGUUGGGGAAGAAACCAAUGGGACUGGAUCUACAGUGAAAGAUUUAUCCGAGUCUAUGCAUUCUGAAAGUGCUGGUUAUGACACAAUGAUGCAUGCUGCACAAGUUCAAAAUGAAUUUGGUGGCGGUCAGAGGCAGGGUACUGAUUUAGGUUCAGAGGACAUGGUGGGAGGAACUGAGCAAGCAUCCCUUUCUGUUUCAGUUGGUGGUGGAGGUCCAGAGGAUGAAAGGUUGGAGACUUCAUAUAGAUUUGGAAAAAAACAGCUUGAUGUUGGAGAAGAUAAUACCGCACCUGGAAUGCCGGAGAAAAAAUUGGCUCAUCCAGAGAAUAUUGGAGGUGGUGGGGUUGAUGCAAUCAGAGAGACUGGGCAUGUUAAAGAUCCAGUUCACAGUAAGCAUAUGGAGGAUCUGGACUCCAGAGAGGGAUUUGUUGGUGAUCAUAGACCAGAAUCAUGUCUGGAAACGGAUGCAGAACCAUUCGUUGUUGCUGUUGCUUGUGAGAGAACUGAAGCCCAAGGGCUGGAGAGUGCACCAAGAUCAGUUGUUGAGCAGGUAGAAGUUAAACCCUGUAGUGCUGGAUCUGAAAUGGUGGAGAGAAUUGCACAUUCCCAGAAGAGUGGUGAUUCAGUGGAUGUAGAUGUUGUCUGUGAUUUGCUUGAAGGGCAUCCAGAUGAAAGGGAAGAUGAAAUUAUUGGAGACAAUGAUCACAAUCGAAGUGAAAUGAAGUCUGAGUUUUCUGCAGGAGAGGAAAACAUGAUUGAAAAGGGCUUGGCCUGUCUGCGUGACUGUGUGGAAGCAGUUAAUGCAUAUAUGGAUCAUGGCAAUGACCAAGAAACUGUAGUAACAUAUAAGAAACGGGACAUUAGUGUGGAAACUUCUCAAGUUUCAGGUAUGGCGUUGAAUGAAGUGGAGACUGGCAUAGUUCAUCAUUCUACAGUGAGUUCAGAACGAGUUGAAAUUCUUACACAUGCAUCACCUGUAGAAAAUGAGGAUCCGAUGGUUUAUGAUGAAAACAAUACUAUAGCUGGUGAAACAGUACAAAAGCUGGACUCCAUUCCUAUUACUGAAGAGCAAGACUCAGGUUCACAACAAUCGGAUGGAGAUAUGAAAAGUGCAGUUGUUAGUGUUAGUACUGUUGGUGGUUCUGAUUUUGCCAAGACUGCUAUUGUAGUUGACGCAGCUGUUAAUGUGGAGGCAUGGAGUUCUGAUGAACAUGCUACUGUUGAUACAAAUAUCGCCUCCAGGGACUACAAUGAAUUAGAACUUGAGCAGGGGACCUCUUCUUUAGAGUCUGCUUUGCAUGUUGUGGAUGAAACUACAGAUUGUAGCAAAAAAUUGCAAGAUGGGACUCCGGAUAUUUUGAAGGAAUUGGAGAACCGCAGUGAUGGGUGUGAUGGCAAAAGUACUGAGUCUGCUUCCACCAGUCAGCAGGCUACUUAUUAUUUAUCUUUUUCAGAGAAGGAGGUUUUCUCCACCUCUGACCUUGUCUGGGGUAAAGUCAAAAGCCAUCCUUGGUGGCCAGGACAAAUUUUUGAUCUCUCAGGAGCAUCUCAACUGGCUAUAAAAUAUCAGAAGAAAGAUCAUUUUCUGGUUGCAUAUUUUGGGGACAAAACAUUUGCUUGGUGUGAAGAGUCACGUUUGAAGCCUUUUCUGUUCUGUUUCUCUCAGAUGGAAAAGCAAACCAGUUCUGAUUCAUUCUUGCGUGCUCUUCAUGACAUCCUUGUGGAAAUCUCUAGGCGCGUGGAAUUGUCAAUGACUUGCUCGUGUCUUCCCGAAGAAUCAUAUGCUGAUGUUAAGUACCAGAAAGUUGAAAAUGCUGGGGUACGGGGAAAAACUGUUAAUCCAGUUUUUGAUCGGUGUGAGUUUGUGAAUUAUUUUCAUCCAGACCAGCUUCUUGACUAUGUUAGAGAAUUAGCUCAGGUCCCAAACGGGGGGGCAGAUAGGUUGGAGCUUACAGUUGCUCGGGCUCAAUUGAAAUCCUUCUAUCUCUCGAAGGGCUGUACAGAACUUCCUGCAUUCACAAAUGGUAGUGGGUUGGUUGAGAAUGACUUUGAGACUCCCUCCUCUAUAAGCAAAAAGCUGAAUGAAGAUGAUUUAGAACAUUCUGCAACCCUCUCAGAUUUGUUCUCCGCCAAGGGAAAGUUGAGAGGCAGAGAUGGAGCACUUGCUAAGCAAAAACAUUUUGUGGAGGAUGGAAGAAAACAGAAGAGCCUGUCUGAAUUGAUGGAAGAGGAAACAACAUUUCUUCUUGUAAACAGGUAUGAAAAUGCAUCUGAGGUGCAAGAUGAUGAGAACUGUCUUUCAUCUGGUAAUAAACGGAAGGCUCUUGAUCAUGUUUUCUCUGAUAUCGGGAGAAGCAAGAUAAAGAAGAUCGACUCUGAAGCAGACGAAGAGACCAAGUUACCAUCGCCAACUUCUAAUAGUUCUUUCAAAGUAGGGGAGUUCAUCAGCAGAGCUGCAAGCAAGCUGACAAGUGGACAACCUAUUCGUAAGUGCCAUGGUGAAACAUCUGAGAGGGGUCUGUACAAAACAGAUGAUUGGAGCAUUGAUUGUAUGGAUCUUGAUGAUUUUCUUGAUAUUCCUUUUGACCACCCAAAAUUACAGAUAGACAUCUCAGUGGACUAUCCCCCAGCAAAUGAAAUGCUGUCAAAGCUUUGUUUAGCUGCCAGGAAUCCUAUGAAGGGAAAUAAUUUUUCGUCUAUUGUUCUCAACUUCUUUUGCACUUUCAGGAAUGUACAAGUUUCGAACAUUUCUAUUGAGAAGAACAAGACUGAAAAACCAAGAGCCAAAAGAGGGAGAAAGAAAAAGAUUAUUUUAGAUUUAGAAUCACCUGAUAUGUCUACUCCUGAUCAUAUGAAGGAUUCUUAUUGGUCUGAUAUGAUUAUACCUGAAAAGGACGCGCUAUUGAAUCCUCCUAAAAGAAGAGGGAGGAAGAAGAGGAAGUUUUUUGAUGAAUCGUCACCCACGCUGAUUUUAAAUAUUCCUUCAGAUUCUGAACCAAAAUUGCAUACUGGAACAAUGUGUCCUCAUGUUAAACAUAUACUAACAGCAGAAAGACCAAUUAUUAGUGUGGAAGAAAAAAUUGUAGAUGAGCGCACACCAACUGCCGUGAUUUUAUAUUUCAACAGUUCGAAUUCUCUUCCUUCAGACAUGGAUCUUAUCAGAAUUUUUAGUCGGUAUGGGCCUCUAAAAGAAGAGGAAACAUAUAUUGAAAGGAAAAAUAACAGUGCUAUGGUGGUUUUUAAGAAACGCACUGAUGCAGAAAUGGCAUUUAGUAGUGCAGGUAAGUUUAGCACUUUUGGGCCAGCAUUACUCAGUUACCGGCUUAAACAUUUUCCAUCCAAGUCUUCUCCAGUAAACUCAUUGAUAGGUGAAGAUGAUGCCACUCCAAUCAAAGAUGACCACCUAGGAAGUUUGGCUGAACCUGAAUUUAAUGGUGCCUUGGAUGGACAAUUGAGUGAUGCUGUGGAUAAGGAAUCAUCCAUCUUUGUUCAAUCUCAAGAGCAUUUUGGACCUGUAUUAGAAACGUCACCAGGAGAAUUUUCUGAACUUGCUCAGUAUCAAGUUGGGGAUGCGGUAGUUUCCGACACUACACCAGUCAAUACAGGAAGGAAAGAGCCGUUACAAGAUGUUCCCGCUCAAAUGGAGACUGGUUCAGUUUCAGACCACCUGCUGCUUGAACCUUUAGACCAAGAGUUUUCCUAUUUUGAUCUUGAUCAAGCAGAGGCUGGAGAAGUUCCAGGGACAGAAGUUGUCGGCGAAAAGUCCUCUCCCCUUCUUCUCGAGACUUCCGAAGUUUCACAUGCUGCAAAUAAUACUGUAACAGUUGCGGAAAGCCCCGAACAAGUUGCAGUAACAGGGACAUCAGACUCUCAUGCUGAUCAAUUGGAGAAUGGAAUAGUGCUAGAAGCUGUAAGUCAGGAAUUUUCUUGCUCUGCUCUGCCGCCGCCGGCGGCCGAAGCAAAGGAUAUACCAAUUGAACUCAACAUUGGUCCAGAUCAACCUGGAGAUGAGGAAUGCUCUGAUGUUCCUCCGGCUCAUGCUGGUGCUGCAACUUCAGAUCAAAGUUCAGUUACUGUAGACGUUCAAUUAAUGGUGGAGGUUCAGCCUGUGGGACUUAAUUCCAUUGCAGAAGAAAGGGAAGUUGCAACUGUAUCAGAUUCUACGCAGGUAGAGUUGGAGAGACAAGAAAGUCUGCUUCAGUGAGGAAAGAAUCAUUUGAUCUUUAUUGCAAAUUUACAACACCAAUGGUUAGAGCAAAGAGCCAUCUGAUUUGGAAAUGUUUAACAAGAUGAAAUUAUAGGCGGAGGACCUUGCCGGUCUUUGUUGCAACCGCAAAGCUGAAGUCCGAGAAGUGAAAUUUCUCUCUGAUUUCUGGAUUGCCAUAUAGCUCUUCUUCACUGCAAAUACGAAGACCGGAAAAGAAAGAAAAAAAAAGCGAACUGUCAAGGUAGUGUUGCUGGUUGUAUAAUUUUUGGAUUAUGAAUAAUUCCUGAUGUUUGGUAUGAUUCAUGGAUUAUGAAAUAGUUUACUCUGUGGAGCUGAGCCUGUCUACCUCCAUGUUUUGUAAAAUAUGCAAGUUUUUCUGUUGAAUGGUCAUCUUGAUUAGCAUUCCAGCGGUCGGAAUAUCCAAUUUCUUUUGUGCG